AGACGCCAUUUUGGUUGUUGCUCCUGCACUUUGUUUCCACGUCUGUGUUUGCAUUUUGCUCUUUAUCCCGCACGCAUCGCACGUUCUGCACUAUGUAUGCCGCUGUUGCUUUGGUUUAUCAUCAAGCCCAGGACGAUCUCCACAGGUUUAGGAACUACCAGGCCCCCGUCUCCCAAAAGACUCUUCCUGUCCCUGAUCCUCGCCCCAGUGUCUUCACGAUCACCGUCAACCCCCUCUCAUCCCAGCCCGACCCCCAGACCUCCCUCCCCGUCCCUGCCCCCAGAGCCCGCCCUCAAGUUGUGGAGAUAGAUCUUGGUGAAGAAUCCAAGCAGCCCCAGUCAUGCUCGGCCGUCCUUGUGUCCUGUGUGAAAUACAUGUUCCAGAGUUUCUUCACGGAGAGAUAGACUUUGGAUUUGUUUGCUGUGCCAGUGUUGUGUGAACUACUAAUUUUAGGACCUUUCGGAUGAACCAUUUGGACUAUUUGGGACUAUUUUUGAUAACAUACAUUUUUUUUCAUACAUGAAUUAAAAUUUAUAUAAUAUUCUGCUUAAAAUGUAUGUGAUAAAAGCUGUUGCUUGAAGAACGUGUCUUGUACAUUCAUGUUUUCUGCAUCCCUUGUUAUGAAAACUGAAAUCGAGAGAUUGCUUCACAGGCGGUCCAUGCCAAAUUGUCGCUUCAACUAAACUAUUGCUAUUUUAAGAGUUGGUCAAAAUGGGGAUCGGGUAGAUGAAAUGGUGCUUGAUUUUUUAAAGAUUUGUUCACUAUGUCAGUGCAGAAAAAUGAAAACAAACAAAACCUCGAAGGAGGUCGAGCUCCCGCACAAAGACUCCACGCCAAGCAGUCGCAGCAGCCAAGCAGUCGUUAUUUAAGAGAUCAUUACAAUGAGGAUCGAAUGGUUACACUGUGGGACUCCUAAUUAAAGUAACUCAUGUUUCCCAUGCUGCAGUUAUCUCUUACAGAGCCCGAGGUUGAAAUGUGAACGUUGAACACCCACGUAUCAUGCCUGUCUGUAAACAAAAUUCUUGCUGUCCGAAUCUGAACAGUUAUUACUCAUGGAAAAUAUCAGUUUAAAAAUGAAUAAAAGCUUAAUUAAUUUAGUUUUAUUACCUCACCAAAAUAUUUCAAGAUCGUAAUGAUUCAAGUAAACAAGUUACAGUUAUCACAAGUCGCAUGUGAUUUGUUGUCCCUAUAAAAUAAUACAUUUAAAGAUUUUUUUAUCCGGGGGGUCCAAGGUCAUUCCGACCGUCACAGUCAAGGGCUUUUACCUACCAAUGUCUACAGGGAUCGUUCUAGAAUCGACCCUGUAUGAUUAUUAAGUAAUCCCAUGCUUUAAUUACUUAUAUGACAUUUCGACAGCUCUAGGAGAUGUGGCGUCCUCGGCAUUCAUUCUGGGUCACGCGACUUCCGGGAUGUAUUCAUUACAUUACAUGGACCCAGUUUUGGUUUCAACCAACUUCGUACACUUUCAAGUUUCAAAGUUUAUUGGUACAAUUUCAUUAUUU
Messenger RNA from Haliotis rufescens (red abalone), 1502 nucleotides. RefSeq lists its product as uncharacterized. The coding region runs from base 93 to 404 and encodes 103 amino acids. The transcript has 3 exons. The record is from RefSeq and is a predicted model, not a curated record. NCBI's taxonomy places the organism in Eukaryota, Metazoa, Mollusca, Gastropoda, Lepetellida, Haliotidae.